Molecule: messenger RNA, 1667 nt
Organism: Raphanus sativus (radish)
Lineage: Eukaryota; Viridiplantae; Streptophyta; Magnoliopsida; Brassicales; Brassicaceae
Product: pentatricopeptide repeat-containing protein At1g71060, mitochondrial
Exons: 1
Coding region: 3-1577 (524 amino acids)
Molecular function (GO): protein binding
Source: RefSeq, a predicted model, not a curated record
AAAUGUAUGUUUCUACUCCAAUGAUACUCUCUCGCAUCUUCCGCGUCGCCGGACGCCAUCUCUCUCGACGUGUCCACUCUAGAAUCUUCUCCGUCGCAGAACAACAGAGCUUAAAUCUCCAACCAACUCCAUGUAUUAUUCACAACAAAGCUUCAAACUUUAUCAUUCCAAAACCAUUCCACAGUCCUCCUUCCCUCGAAACCCAACAAACCGAACUUUCGCAAGACGCCGACAAAAUCUGCAAGCUCCUCUCCAAACCCACCGACUCAACAACAACAACCACCGUCUCAACCCUCCUCGACAAAGCCUCCAUCGAACUCUCCCCGCCACUACUCGAACAAGUCCUCAAGAAGCUCAGCAACGCCGGGGUCCUAGCCUUCUCCGUGUUCCGAUACGCAGAGAAACAAAACAACUUCAAGCACACAACCUUAACCUACAACGCGCUCAUCGAGUCUUUAGGGAAGAUCAAACAGUUCAAGCUCGUCUGGAGUCUUGUUGACGAGAUGAAACACAAGAAGCUUCUGAGCAGAGACACGUUCGCGCUGAUCUCGAGACGCUACGCACGUGCGAGGAAGGUUAAAGACGCGAUCGCCGCGUUUGAGAGGAUGGAGGAGUACGGGUUCAAGAUGGAGGUUAGUGAUUUUAACCGUAUGCUUGAUACUUUGAGCAAAUCAAGAAACGUCGGUGAUGCACAGAAGGUGUUCGAUAGAAUGAAAAGGAAAAGGUUUGAGCCUGAUUUGAAGUCUUAUACGAUUUUGCUCGAAGGGUGGGGUCAGGAGAUGAAUCUUUUGAGGGUUAACGAGGUUUACGGGGAGAUGAAAGACGAAGGUUUCGAGCCUGAUGUUGUUACUUAUGGGAUUAUUAUCAACGCGCAUUGUAAAGGUAAAAAGUAUGACGAGGCUAUUAGGUUGUUUAAUGAGAUGGAGAUGAGGAGUGUGAAGCCGAGUCCUCAUAUUUUCUGUAGUUUGAUUAAUGGGCUUGGGUCAGAGAGGAAGCUGAGCCAUGCUCUUGAGUUUUUCGAGCGGUCGAGGAGUUCGGGGUUUCUGCUUGAAACUCCUACUUACAAUGCGUUGGUAGGAGCUUACUGCUGGUCACAGAGAGUUGAAGACGCGUUUAAGGUAGUGGAAGAGAUGAGGUUAAAAGGGGUUGGGCCGAAUGCUAGGACUUAUGAUAUAAUACUCCAUCAUUUGAUCCGUAUGCAGCGGACGAAAGAAGCGUAUGAGGUUUAUCAGAGGAUGAGCUGUGAGCCGACGGUGAGUACUUACGAGAUCAUGGUGAGGAUGUUCUGUAAUAAAGAGAGAUUGGACAUGGCGGUCAAGAUUUGGGAUGAGAUGAAAGGGAAAGGUGUUCUUCCUGGGAUGCACAUGUUCUCUAGUUUGAUCACAGCUUUGUGUAAUGAGAACAAGUUGGAUGAGGCGUGUGAGUAUUUCAAUGAGAUGUUGGAUGUGGGUAUUAAGGCACCGGGGCAUAUGUUUAGCCGUCUUAAACAAGCGCUUCUCGAUGAAGGUCGGAAAGAUAAAGUGGCCGAAUUGGCUGUGAAGAUGGAUAGGCUGAGAAAAACUCAACUCCUUGGCUGAUAUGACUAGGUUUUUCCUUCUUGCUCGUGUCUUCUUACUACACUUUAUUUCAUGUUUUUCGACUAUUGGAUUGUUAUGACCUAUGAUCUA